CACCAGGAAAAAUAGUCCGACGCUGGAGGACAGGUGUUGCUGAUUGCUGCCGGGAUUUGUUCUCUUUUGGGGAUCCCUAGACCCUGUUUGCCCUAUAAAGAGUCUUUGAUAUGAGGAAUAGCAGCAGAAGACAAUGUUGAAGAUUUGUGUUCAAGUCAGUUAGUCUCGUCAGUACUGAAACUGGGAGAAAUGUUUGGAGCAACUCAGAUCUCAAAAGCCCAGUUUCUGGACAAGGCCAGGCAGGCCCGGGAGGAGAGGAAAGGCCUUAAAGAAAGGGAAAGAGCUGCAAUCAGAAUCCAGGCACUUAUUAGGAGGUUCCUCUGCAGAUGUCGACUGCAACGAGAAAUCAGAAAAGAAGUGGAUGAUUUUCUAAAAGGCACGGAAAAUGGUUCAGUGAAGCUCAGUGCCGUUUCCAUCUUCCAAGUAUUCCGCAAACUGCUAAUUAUAUUUAAAAUGAAGCAAGACCGUACUAGGUUCGAACAUCUGUGUCGCUGUAUAUUAACCAGUAUGGAGUGUGAGAAUGAACCCAAGGUCUGGUUUGUGUCUAUAGCUCUUUCCAAGGACCUCACCCUGUUGUGGAUAAAGCAGAUUAAAGACAUACUCUGGUACUGCUGUGAGUUUCUCAAGUUGUUAAAGCCGGACAUCCUCCAGGAUUCCAAGCUAAUCACACUCUACCUCACCAUGCUAAUCAACUUUACAGAUACUUCUACCUGGAAGAUAUUCAAAGGGAAAGGGGAAACUCUGAGACCUGCAAUGAACCACAUAUGUGCAAAUAUAAUGGGCCACCUCAAUCAAAAAGGCUUCUAUUCUGUGCUACAGAUCCUGCUUACUAAUGGUCUGGCCAGAUCGCGCCCUUCUCUUUCGAAGGGAACUCUAACCGCCCUGUUUUCCCUGGCUUUACGGCCCGUCGUUGCAGCUCAGUUUUCCGACAACCUGCUCCGUUCGUUCCUGAUUCACAUAAUGUCCGUUCCAGCUCUGAUUUCCCAUCUUUCUAUCCUUACUCCAGAUCGUUUCACUGUGAUUGAAUCCCAUGGGCUCUUCCAUAAGUUUAUCUUGUUUCUGAGUCGGGAGGAGCAGUGCAGAGAUGUGUGUGUAUGUCUGGAAGGAAGUCACACUCUCUGUUUGCUAGGUAACUUAAUUUAUCUUGGUCACCUUACGGAGAAAGUACUGCAGGAGGAAACCAGUCACUUUGUCAGCAUCCUCACACACAUGUUAUCUUAUUGCCAGAAAUAUGUAUCGCAGAAGAAGUCUAACCUCACACAUUGGCACCCUGUCCUUGGUUGGUUUUCCCAGACGGUGGAUUAUGGCCUCAAUGAAUCUAUGCCUUUACUCACCAAACAGCUUCAGCACCUAUGGAGUGUCCCUAUGAUUCGCAUCUUGUUCCGUGAGGUCCUCAGCAAGAAGUUAGCAGAGAAUCAGGAGAUGUCAGUGACCGCCUCACACAGCUCUUCACCCCAGAACAAUCUGCCCAUGAAAAAUCUUUUUAAACGAGCAUUCCAGAAAUCUGCAUCUGUUCGCCAUAUCUUGAAACCUAUUGGGGGAAAGAGAGUGGACUCCCAAGAAGUGCAGAAAGUAUGCAAUAUCUGUGUGCUGUACCAGACUGCGCUGACCACCCUCACACAGAUUCGCUUGCAGAUUCUUACAGGCCUCACCUAUUUGGAUGACCUUCUGCCUAAGUUAUGGGCUUUCAUUUGUGAGCUCGGUCCUCAAGGAGGUUUAAAACUCUUCUUGGAGUGUCUGAGUAAUGACACUGAGGAGUCCCAAAGACUUUUGGCAAUGCUGGUUCUGUUCUGUGACUGCUCCAGGCAUUUAAUUACAAUUCUUGAUGACAUUGAGGUGUACGAGGAACAGAUAUCAUUCAAAUUGGAAGAACUGGUCACAAUCUCAUCGUUCCUGAACUGCUUUGUUUUCAAAAUGAUAUGGGAUGGUCUCCUAGAGAAUGCCAAAGGUGAGACUCUGGAGCUUUUUCACUCUGUUCACGGCUGGCUUAUGGUUCUGUAUGAGAGAGAUUGCCGAAGGAAAUUUGCCCCAGACGACCACUGGCUGAGAAAGGACCUUAAGCCAGCUUUAUUGUUCCAAGAGCUGGACAAAGAGAGGAAGCGAGCCCAGCUCCUGCUUCAGUAUAUCCCCCAUGUAAUCCCCCACAAGAAUAGGGUCCUUUUGUUCCGAAACAUUGUCACCAAAGAAAAAGAGAAACUUGGUUUAGUGGAGACCAACACUGCAUCUCCACACGUCACCCAUAUCACAAUUCGAAGGUCACGGAUGCUGGAGGAUGGUUAUGAUCAACUGCGACAGCUCUCCCAAAAUGCCAUGAAGGGAGUCAUCCGCGUUAAAUUUGUCAAUGACCUGGGAGUAGAUGAAGCUGGUAUAGACCAAGAUGGAGUUUUCAAGGAGUUCUUGGAAGAAAUUAUAAAAAAGGUUUUUGAUCCUGCUCUGAAUUUAUUUAAGACCACCAGUUCUGGGGAUAGAUUAUACCCAUCACCUACAUCGUACAUCCAUGAGAACUAUCUCCAGUUAUUUGAGUUUGUUGGGAAGAUGCUAGGAAAAGCAGUAUAUGAGGGUAUAGUGGUGGAUGUCCCCUUUGCCUCAUUUUUUCUCAGUCAGCUCCUAGGACACCAUCAUAGCAUCUUCUACAGCUCUGUGGAUGAACUACCCUCUCUCGACUCGGAAUUCUACAAGAACCUUACUUCUAUCAAACGUUACGAUGGAGAUAUUAGUGACUUGGGCCUAACGCUGUCGUAUGAUGAAGAUGUCAUGGGUCAGCUGGUCUGUCAUGAGCUGGUCCCUGGUGGGAAGUCAAUUACAGUCAGCAAUGAGAACAAGAUCAGCUACAUCCACCUCAUGGCACAUUUCCGCAUGCACACUCAGAUUAAAAAUCAGACUGCUGCUAUCAUCAGUGGCUUCCGCUCCAUCAUCCGGCCAGAGUGGAUACGCAUGUUCUCAGCACCCGAACUGCAGCGUCUUAUAUCAGGAGAUAAUGCAGAGAUUGACCUGGAUGACCUCAAAAAGCACACAGUAUAUUAUGGAGGGUUCCAUGGAAGUCACCGAGUCAUUGUCUGGCUGUGGGACAUCUUGGCCAAUGAUUUCUCCUCUGAUGAAAAAGCCAUGUUUCUUAAGUUUAUUACUAGUUGCUCUCGGCCUCCACUCCUGGGAUUUGCCUACCUCAAACCUCCUUUCUCAAUCCGCUGUGUAGAGGUGUCCGACGAUCAGGACACGGGGGACACCCUGGGCAGUGUCCUGAGAGGAUUCUUCACCAUCAGAAAACGGGAGCCAGGAGGACGUCUCCCAACCUCGUCCACUUGUUUUAACCUUCUGAAGCUUCCCAAUUACAGCAAGAAGGGAAUCCUGCGGGAGAAGCUGCGUUAUGCUAUCAGCAUGAACACAGGCUUUGAGUUGUCUUAGCAUUUCUGAUGUGACUUCCUCUUUAAUUUUAUACAACCUUUUUGGUGCCAGACGUUCCUGUGGCUCAUGGCUAAGCAGUGUGUUGGAAGGCCAUCAAAGCAAACAAUGUAAACUACACAAAGUCACCACUUUUAAAUCUGCAGUCCCCCUGCACAUUUAUUUUAGGAUGUGAUUGCACCCCUAACUGCUGCUCUUCUAUUUUCAUCUGACACCUGAACACGGAGAAUUGCAACUGAAUAUAUAGUGUGUGGACAACCUAGGCUUUCGAAAUAAAGUUAAAGCAGGAAAGUGUGAAUAAUAAUCGUUUUAUGGCAUGAUUUAACCCAUGGAGGUGAUAAAACAUAGCAAAGCAAUUAUCUUGCACUAAACUAGAAGGUGUUUUUUUUUUAGAUAAAUAUUUCUGAUUCCCAUCAAUAGAUACAAAGUGUCUCAUUAUAAUCAUCAGCCUGCACUGGACCCUACUAAUGAUUUGGUCUCCGUCCUUGUCUACGAUGAUGUGCGACACUGAACAAGCACACACUCAGUUAAACCUUAUGUUAACAUAGACAAUUCCAGCAUGUGUGAGCCAUGAGCUCAACUCUGCACAAUCUUGGCUUAGUUAAAAUGUUGGCUCAGCUUCACAGGGUAAGCAUGCCCUCCCCCAGUCACAUGGUUCCACCUCUAGAGAACAAAAACACUACACACGCAGAUUCUGAUGCUGAUAGGAAAAUCAGUACAUUCACUAAAGAGAGGUUAGAAUCGUCAUGUUUAUAUUUAUUUAACAGUAAUGAACUAAACAAAAAGAUUGAAAUGACCUGUAAGAAUGAAACCCCCUUAAACAAUGCAUCUUCCUUGUUGCUUUCUCAUUACCAUCCUCAUAGGGCAAUGAAUGAGGUCUAACAAUAGAAAACCGUGGUUCCAUAAAAUACAGAAUAAAAUAAGACAUUCUAUGGAUUAUUCAAGUGAUGAUCAACCCUGAAAUU
Messenger RNA from Pelobates fuscus (common spadefoot toad), 4364 nucleotides. It is a transcript of the gene UBE3B, whose product is annotated as ubiquitin protein ligase E3B. Gene Ontology annotation, molecular function: protein binding; ubiquitin protein ligase activity. The transcript has 28 exons. Gene Ontology annotation, biological process: ubiquitin-dependent protein catabolic process; protein polyubiquitination. NCBI's taxonomy places the organism in Eukaryota, Metazoa, Chordata, Amphibia, Anura, Pelobatidae. The coding region runs from base 190 to 3402 and encodes 1070 amino acids. The record is from RefSeq and is a predicted model, not a curated record.